AUGUCUGUGGUCAAGAGACGUUUGUUAAAUAAUGGAGUUUUUCCUGGUUGUGAUAAUUACUGUGUUGCUUGUACUGUAACUGCAAAUGGGUGUAUCAUGUUGAGGGAGACGGUUCAGAAAAUGAUGAAUGAGGGAAGUCUCCGAUUCGAGAAAGUUGUUGUGGAGAAUGAGGAUAUUUCCACGAUAACCAUUUAUUUCGAUCCUGUCCACUUGUCAGUGUCGGCAGAUGAGGCUCCAGUUACCAUCACGGUACCUGGACCUAUUCCGUAUGAAGGUGAUGGUGUUGUGCCUUGGGACUAUGGUGGUGAUGUGUAUUGCAAUGGGGAGAAGAAGGAAGAUCAGGUUGCAGUGGAUACCACCGUUUUAAAGGUGGACAAUGCCAGACUUAGUGGUUUCACUCGCAGCGGGAGGUUGUUUGCAUCUAACACGUUGAGAGGUGGUGAUGUAGAAAAGGAACAGAGAGAUAAGGCCGAGGCUUUAGCCAGGGCAAAAGGAAAGCAGGUGGUGAAUGAGGAUACUCCUAGAGCGGCACAGGCGCCUGUUGAGCCGGAAAGUCAUAGAGAUGCUUUGUUGAAAAUCUUGAAGAGGGCCUACGUCCCGCAGGAGAUUACAGUCAAUCAAUUGGAGACAGUGGUAUCGAAUGUUAAUGCCAGCCAUGGGUUGGGUUUCAUUGAUCUCGAUCUUACUGUGGACGGGUGCAAUCACAAUAAUGCACUACAUAUUUUGAUGGAGUGUAAAGGAGCUUUGCUUUCGCAUGUUUUGGUGGAUACAGGCUCGUCACUCAAUGUGUUGCCUAAGAAGGCCUUGGCUAAAUUGGAUUGCGAGGGAUUGACUUUGAGGCCUACUUAUCUGGUGGUUAGAGCGUUUGAUGGCUCUAAAAGGGUCGUGUUCGGGGAAGUUGAGCUCCCCGUAAAGAUUGGUCCUGAGAAGUUAAAGUAUAUCUCAGACGGGCAAGUCGUGACAGUUUGUGGUGAGGAAGAUAUUUUCGUCAGUCAGUUGUCAUCAUUUAAGUACGUGGAAAUGGACGGUGAAAUAUUCGAAACACCAAGCCAGGCGUUUGAAACCGUCAUGGUGGAGAGUGCCAUUUUUGCAGAAAGAGAGAAGAAGUCGUCCAUUGCUUCUUAUAAACAGGCUGUGGAGGUGGUGAAAAGUGGAGAGGCCCCAGGUUGGGGAAGAGUGGUAGAUAUUACGGUGAAGGAGGAUAAGUUUGGGAUCGGUUAUUAG
Molecule: messenger RNA, 1224 nt
Organism: Lathyrus oleraceus (garden pea)
Lineage: Eukaryota; Viridiplantae; Streptophyta; Magnoliopsida; Fabales; Fabaceae
Exons: 3
Coding region: 1-1224 (407 amino acids)
Biological process (GO): proteolysis
Molecular function (GO): aspartic-type endopeptidase activity
Source: RefSeq, a predicted model, not a curated record